Messenger RNA from Plasmodium cynomolgi strain B, 483 nucleotides. RefSeq lists its product as hypothetical. The transcript has a single exon. NCBI's taxonomy places the organism in Eukaryota, Apicomplexa, Aconoidasida, Haemosporida, Plasmodiidae. The record is from RefSeq and is a predicted model, not a curated record. The annotation marks the transcript as partial.
AUGCGGGCGUGGGACUACCUGACAUUGCUGAAGCAGAGCACGCAGCAGUUUGCCCAUUGGUAUAGAACAUCCAGCAUAGGUCAUCGGAACUUCGUAUGGGUAUUCGUUGGAUGCUUCUGUGGAUAUGCUUAUGGUACCCUAGAGUAUAUGAAGAAAAAAAAAGGGAAGGGCAUGUAUGCUGAUUUAAUUUAUGUUGAUGAAUAUAUCGUUGAUGAGAACAACAUACGAAAUUUUGAGAAGAGUUACAACCAGUUGAAUAUCCAUUCGUUUAAGAGUAAAGGAUAUGAAUACACAAAGCUUUUUAAGGCAAUAAAUUUGAGCAACUCUCCCCUCAGCUAUCUUCAGCUGAGGCUGUGGAAUAACAGAGACUCCUAUGAGGCUUACUUGAAAAGCGAGGACAUUCAUCGUCUCACAGAAAAUAUGAAGAAGCAGUGUGUGUUUCACUCUGCUGAUAAGUACGAAACGAUUGUGGACGACUCCAUU